CGACUAUCUUGUUGACGCGAGGUGUUUUGUGGGAAAAUUAUCGCUCGGUCGCCAUUUUCCUCUACCGACGGGGGAGGCAUUCUAAUAGGAAUUGGAGUUUUGAAACACCCGCAACGUUUUCAAGUCCGUCAAACCUUUAGUGGACCAUGGCGAGUCCGGGGAAAGAUAGCUACAGGAUGAAGAACUACAAGAACAAAGCUCUGAAUCCUCAAGAAAUGCGUCGAAGGAGAGAGGAAGAAGGAAUCCAACUGCGUAAACAGAAAAGAGAGGAGCAGCUGUUUAAGAGGAGAAAUGUAAGUACGCCAUCAGGUGAUGAGUCAAUGUCAGAUUGUCCAAUCCAGGAUCCAGACAUCAGCUCCACAGUGCCGGUCACCAGCGAUGCCGUCAUAACACCUGAUAUGGUUCAGAUGAUUUUCUCUGAAGACCCAGACCAGCAGCUGAUUGCGACACAAAAAUUCCGAAAACUCCUGUCCAAAGAUCCCAACCCGCCCAUAGACGAAGUCAUUGCCACGCCUGGCGUUGUGAAUCAAUUUGUUGAGUUCCUGAAGAGGAGUGAAAACUGCACAUUGCAGUUUGAGGCAGCCUGGGCGUUAACCAAUAUUGCCUCAGGCACCUUCCAGCACACCAAGGUUGUGAUUGAAACAGGAGCUGUGCCUAUUUUCAUCGAGCUGCUGAAUUCUGAGUAUGAAGAUGUGCAGGAACAGGCUGUGUGGGCACUGGGCAACAUCGCUGGAGAUAAUGCAGAGUGCAGGAACUACGUACUCAACUAUGGCAUUCUACCUUCUCUACAGCAGUUACUCGCGAAAUCCACCCGUCUCACAACAACUCGAAAUGCAGUUUGGGCUCUGUCCAACUUGUGCCGUGGGAAAAACCCGCCACCGGAUUUCUCCAAGGUGUCGCCGUGCCUUAGUGUGCUGUCCAGGCUUCUUUUUAGCAGUGAUCCAGAUGUGCUCGCAGACGCUUGCUGGGCCCUAUCCUACUUGUCUGAUGGUCCCAAUGAGAAGAUUCAGACAGUCAUUGAUUCUGGAGUUUGCCGCAGGCUGGUGGAGCUGCUCAUGCACAGCGACUACAAAGUGGUUUCUCCCGCUUUACGGGCAGUUGGCAACAUUGUCACAGGAGAUGACGUUCAGACACAGGUGAUCUUGAACUGUGCAGCGCUGCCUUGUUUGCUCCACUUGCUAAGCAGUCCCAAGGAGUCGAUCAAAAAGGAGGCUUGCUGGACUGUGUCCAACAUCACAGCUGGAAACAGAGCUCAGAUUCAAAGUGUGAUCGAUGGCAACAUUUUCCCGAUACUGAUUGAGAUUCUUCAGAAGGCAGAGUUUCGCACAAGGAAAGAAGCAGCGUGGGCCAUAACAAACGCCACUUCAGGUGGUACUCCUACACAGAUCAGGUACCUGGUUUCUCUGAGUACCAUCAAGCCCAUGUGUGACCUUCUCACCGUGAUGGACUCCAAGAUCGUGCAGGUCUCACUGAACGGUCUGGAGAACAUCCUCCGACUGGGAGAACAGGAGGCCAAAAAGAAUGGAACAGGCAUCAAUCCUUACUGUGCACUUAUCGAGGAGGCUUACGGCUUGGACAAGAUCGAAUUCCUGCAGAGUCACGAGAACCAGGAGAUCUACCAGAAGGCAUUUGACCUGAUUGAGCACUAUUUUGGUGUGGAUGAGGAAGAUGCCAGCCUGGCGCCACAGGUGGACCAGGGUCAGGGCCAGUUCAUCUUUCAACAACAGGAAGGACCCAUGGAAGGUUUCCAGCUCUAACGUCAAUCACCUCACCUUCACCCCGUUUUCCUGAAUUCAAGGAUCUCGUUAUCUGAUAAACAAAGUCCUGACCUACAGUAAUUUUUUCUGGGCCAGCUCCACCAGCUCCAACCCUCAGACCAUCCACAUCCUCAAGGCCUUCCAAAACAACCAUCUCUGAUAUGAUGUUGAGAUGUGUGAAUACUGAGCUAAAUGUUAGCGCGUUAGGCCCAUUAAUGCUUCCUCAACGUGAACAAGCCCGUACGGGUCGGUCGUACCUGCACUAAGGAAAAAGAAGUAUUCUCUUUUGAUAUAGUGUAACUUUGGGUUUCCAUUGGUGUUUUAUUACAAAACCCAACAGUGCUUGUGUCUCAAUCGAAAACCAAUCACAUAAUUCACAUUCACAUCCCUAUUGAAAUGUGAAUUUGCCUCGCUAUUGCUCAGAUGGGGUGGGAGGUCAAAAUCCCUCAACAAUCUGAGGAUUUUAUUCUAUUAUGGUCAAAAUUGGAAGGGGUGCCUGUCAUGACGACACAGGUACUGGAUGUAAAUACAGUGCAACUGUCAAUCCUCAGAGAGCCCCUUCCUCCUGAUGGACAACUGUGGGUCCUUAUUUAUUUAUCUUGUGUGAGAGCUGGGUUGCUUCUGUUAUUCCAGCUUUCCGGUCAGGCUGAUAGUUCCUUUGUAAAGCUUUCCAUCUUCCCGUAGUCAGGCAAGAUUGCUGCCUGUGAUAGGAUGCAUCCUGAGCAAAGGUCUCAUUCAAAGAACGUAGCCUAAACUAGCAAAAUGAAUUGUUGUGAAAUGAUGAAACAGGGUUGACAUGGAGGGUUUUGUAUAGCAUAUAUAUGUGUAAGAUUGUAAAGCAACUAUUUAAAUGGCAGUGGGAUGUCGAUGUAUGAAGGUGUAGUGUUUACAGUCGUGACUGCUUCUCCUUGAUAGCUCAAUAAUUAGGAUGAGGUUACCCUACUCUGAACUUGUGUGCUUUUUUUCCCCCCUCACAUUGGGACUUGGUGGAAGUUAUAUCCAUAACAGAAGCACAGUGUUAUAUUUUUUGUCCUCCCCCCAACUUGAUGCCAUCCCCUUCAAACAUACAUUAACCAUAUUUCUUGCACAUAAAUGCACAAUUGAUUACUGCAAUGUUAAUUGGUGGACAACGAGAAAUGAUCUAUAUUUACAUGGAAAUAUUUGUAAUGCAGAAUUUAUUUCAUCGAGCACAUUCAACAGUGUAUAGUUUUCUAAUAUUUCUGGUUUGUAUGAUUUUUUUAAAUGUUUUAUUAGCACAUUUCUUGUUUGAGAAUUCAUUUGCUGUGUUGUGGCUCUCGGAAAAAAAUGGAAAAAAAAGAAAAAAAAAUCCUGAUAGACCUCCACAAGUCUGUGUACAGGUGCGACAUAUCAUGCAGCCAGACUGAGACUUUGAAGCUGUAUUAUGUUGCUGGCAAUGCCUGUGUCUGGAAUACACAUCUGAUAUUUUCUGGCAAGAACUAAUAAAUGCAACCGUCUGAUAGAGA
Messenger RNA from Syngnathus typhle (broad-nosed pipefish), 3241 nucleotides. It is a transcript of the gene kpna5, whose product is annotated as karyopherin alpha 5 (importin alpha 6). Gene Ontology annotation, cellular component: cytoplasm; nucleoplasm; nucleus. Gene Ontology annotation, molecular function: protein binding; nuclear import signal receptor activity. NCBI's taxonomy places the organism in Eukaryota, Metazoa, Chordata, Actinopteri, Syngnathiformes, Syngnathidae. The coding region runs from base 147 to 1757 and encodes 536 amino acids. The record is from RefSeq and is a predicted model, not a curated record. Gene Ontology annotation, biological process: NLS-bearing protein import into nucleus. The transcript is spliced from 14 exons.